AUGGAUGAUGCUCUAUCACGUGCUCUGCAGAGGAAAGACCGACCUAGGCGUGUGUUAACAGUUGGGCGUAGCAUUGGGAUUACAUUUGUUUGGGGAGAUCCUGAUCGGAGCAAUACUGCUCGCAAGGGUAGGGGCAUGGAUGAUGAGGAGAUGAAAGCGUUAGAAGCUAGAGUGAGCCAAAGAGUUAGAGAACAGACAAUGGAAGAUAUGAACUCGAAGAUAAAUGCAUUAGUCAGGUUCAUGGCUUUCGUGGCGCAUUUAGCGGAUGUCUCGGGACCGAUCAUUGUAGCUGAGGGUACCAUUCAUCCACGACAGGAGUCAUCGGCACACUCUACGAUCGUCGUGAGAGUAUCUGUUGAUGAUUUUUAUGCGGAUUACGCAGAUGCUCCAGUUCCACUCCCUACUUCAUUCAUCACGAAACUCAGUCAAGCUGAGGCAUCUGUCAUAGAAUGGCCAAAAGAGUUGGUAUUUUUAGUCUCAGAUAAUCUGGAGUCAGAAGAGGAGGAAGAAGAUGAAGAGGAGGAACAACAAGGUUCCUCCUCUAAAGAAGAAAGGAGUAACCCCUUUUCAUCAGAAGAGGAAGCCUCUGGAGCCUCUUCAUCUUCUCCAAUAGAUAAUUCUGAUGGGGAUGAAGGUGAUGAUGAGGAAAAAGAGGAGGAAGAAAAACAAGAGGAAGCCCCUCCGGCCGAUCCUCUUGCCCACCAAUGGGAGGAGGAAGAGGAUGAAGAUGAUGACGAGCCUCCUGCAAAGAAGAGCAGGGUUCAUGAUAGUGGCAGCAAGUCCAAGGGGGACUAUGGCAACAACGAUUCUGACGCUGAUUCAGAUGCCUACAAGCCACCAUCGCAAAAACCAUAG
Beta vulgaris subsp. vulgaris (sugar beet) is the source of this 855-nucleotide messenger RNA. RefSeq lists its product as uncharacterized. The record is from RefSeq and is a predicted model, not a curated record. NCBI's taxonomy places the organism in Eukaryota, Viridiplantae, Streptophyta, Magnoliopsida, Caryophyllales, Amaranthaceae. The transcript is spliced from 3 exons. The coding region runs from base 1 to 855 and encodes 284 amino acids.